CGCACCUUGAUCAAAGGUUCAUAACCUUCCAUAAAAUAUUCCCCAUCAUUGACCCUUCCCAAACCCUUGAGGCCACUCUUCUCACUUUUUAGCAAACAUGGAAGACUUGAUGAAUGCUGGUUCGAAACCGGUACCUAAACCUGAUCCGCAGGCAACAUCGAACACAGAACCGCGAUUUGUGGUCAAAAAGUGCAAUGCGGUAGCCCAGUGGGCUUGGGACAUUCUGGUUGAUAAUUGCGCAAUUUGCAGGAACCAAAUCAUGGAUCGUUGCAACGAGUGCGAAGCCAAUCAAGCUACUAGUACUGCCGAGACAUGUACAGUCGCCUGGGGAACUUGCAAUCACGCGUAUCAUUUCCAUUGUAUCUCCAGAUGGUUGAAAUUAUCUUCAGUGUGUCCCCUUUGCAGUCGAGAAUGGGAAAUUGAAAAGGUUGGCCAAUGAGAAGAAUAUGCUCACCAUCCUGAGCUUAGCAGUCCAGUCAUGCUCCUUGGAUCAGAAAAUAAUUUCAUUUCUUUCCAAGAUUGACCUGUGCACGUAAAAAAUAAUCAGCUGUACAGAUCACAAACAAUGAAAUUUCCAUAACCAUUAACCCAGUCAUCUCAAAAUGAAAGAAAAAAAUAUCAAAGUAUUGCCUAUGACACAACCAGAAUACUUCUGGAAGUAUGAUGGCACGUGUGUGAUGGGUUGCGGGCGACAGGCAAAAUUUGCUUUGUUA
Puccinia graminis f. sp. tritici CRL 75-36-700-3 is the source of this 713-nucleotide messenger RNA. Its product is annotated as RING-box protein 1. Gene Ontology annotation, cellular component: nucleus; cullin-RING ubiquitin ligase complex. The transcript is spliced from 6 exons. Gene Ontology annotation, biological process: ubiquitin-dependent protein catabolic process; protein ubiquitination. Bases 98 to 439 code for a protein of 113 amino acids. NCBI's taxonomy places the organism in Eukaryota, Fungi, Basidiomycota, Pucciniomycetes, Pucciniales, Pucciniaceae. The record is from RefSeq and is a predicted model, not a curated record. Gene Ontology annotation, molecular function: zinc ion binding; cullin family protein binding; ubiquitin protein ligase activity.